Messenger RNA from Sinocyclocheilus anshuiensis, 3157 nucleotides. Its product is annotated as abl interactor 2-like. The coding region runs from base 119 to 1717 and encodes 532 amino acids. Gene Ontology annotation, molecular function: SH3 domain binding; signaling adaptor activity. Gene Ontology annotation, cellular component: actin-based cell projection; lamellipodium; SCAR complex. Gene Ontology annotation, biological process: neuron migration. NCBI's taxonomy places the organism in Eukaryota, Metazoa, Chordata, Actinopteri, Cypriniformes, Cyprinidae. The record is from RefSeq and is a predicted model, not a curated record. The transcript has 14 exons.
AAUGUGAAAGAGAGGGAGGGGGGUAAUGUGAUGGUGUUUUCCUCCUGCGUGCAUCAGUGAGGGAGAGGGGAGUGUGAUGGUGGUGUUUUCCUCCUGCAUGCAUCAGUAAGAUGUGAAGAUGGCGGAGCUGCAGAUGCUGUUGGAAGAGGAGAUUCCUGCUGGUCGAGGAGCUCUGCUGGACAGCUACGCCAACCUCGAGAGAGUCGCCGAGUACUGCGAGAGCAACUACGUACAGCAUUCCUGGGGGAUCCACAGAAGUGGGUGUGUAAGGAUCUGCACUUCUCUGUUUAGUGUUUGUCAUCCCUCAGAAAUAGAGUCCUAUAUGUAUCUGAUCAACACUCUCGCCAACAAUGUGCUCCAGAUGCUGGAUAUACAGGCGUCUCAGCUACGCCGCAUGGAGUCGUCCAUCAACCACAUCUCACAGACGGUGGACAUCCAUAAAGAGAAGGUGGCCAGGCGAGAGAUUGGCAUCCUCACCACCAAUAAGAACACUUCCCGCACACACAAGAUCAUUGCACCAGCCAACCCUGAGAGGCCUGUACGCUACAUCCGCAAGCCCAUCGACUACAGUCUGCUGGAUGACUUAGGCCAUGGAGUAAAGUGGUUACUAAGGUUUAAGGUCAAUGCCCAGAAUAUGAAAGUGGGUACAACUCCACGCACAGCUGCCCCGACCCAGAAACCACCCAGCCCUCCCGGCCCGGGCAAGGGAACCCUGGGGCGCCACUCCCCUUACCGGACGCUCGAGCCUGUGCGUCCACCCGUCGUCCCUAACGACUAUGUGCAGAGUCCAACACGAAACACCGCACCACCCCUGCAGAGCCCGGCUAGAACUGCAUCCGUUAAUCAGAGGACCCGCACAUACAGUAGUGGCAGCAGCGGCGGCAGUCAGCCCAGCAGUCGCAGUAGCAGCAGAGAGAACAGUGGGAGUGGAAGCGUGGGUGUGCCCAUCGCCGUGCCAACACCAGCCCCGCCCACCGCCUUUCCCGGUAUAACACCUGCCCCUCCCAAACCCCCCAACCUUCCCGUUAGCACCAACACCAACCCUGCUGCUGCAACUAGCACCCCCGCUCAAGGCAAUGGUCCUCACUUUUACAGUAUGAACCGGCCAAUGACACGGCACACCACGCCCUCAGUGGGAGGUUCCCUGCCCUAUCGCCGGCCGUCAUCAGUUACUGGACAGCCCAACAACAUGCCUCAGAACACAAAUCCAAACAUGAUCCAAAACCAGCUUAAUGGAGGGCCACACUACAACCAAAACCAAGCCCCAAUGGCCCCUCCGCCCCCUUCUAUUCUCCAGAUCACCCCCCAGCUACCGCUCAUGGGCUUUGUGGCUCGGGUUCAGGAGACCAUCUCAGACGCUCCUCCACCGCCGCCUCCUGCAGAAGAGGUGGAGUUUGAGGAAGCAACCCCGCCUCCACCUCCUCCAGAGGACUAUGAGGAUGAGGAGGGUGAUGAUGAGGAAGAGUCAGCGGUGGUGGAGUACAGUGACCCCUACGCUGAAGAAGACCCGCCAUGGGCCCCUCGCAAUUACCUGGAGAAAGUGGUGGCGAUUUACGACUACACGUGCGACAAAGAAGACGAGCUAUCCUUCCAGGAGGGGGCGAUCAUUUACGUCAUCAAGAAGAACGACGACGGCUGGUUCGAGGGAGUGAUGAGUGGCACCACGGGCCUCUUCCCCGGGAACUACGUGGACUCCAUCAUGCAUUACGCAGACUGAGCCACCGGGUGGCGCCAAUGCUCCCCUGUCCAUCAUCUUCCUCAUUCUUUUGAGCGCACACACAAACACAAAUGAAUUCAGCUACACUACAUCAUGCACAGGCUUGUUGCAGACAAACAGACUGAGAGCUGCAGGAAAAGGUGAAGAUUUUAACGGAAAAAACUGUUGCGUAAGAUAAAUACAUUAGGAACAUUUAUUCAUCUCUUAAUUUCAAUCAUGUAUCAGAAAAGUGUUGGUUUGCUUGACUUGUGUUGAUAGUGAUCGCUUUGCUUUCGCUCCUAUCCGUCUCUACUCUGGAGGAAUGGGUCUGACAAGUAGAAGGACAGUUGUACUUUCUCAUGUCAUCACGGAAUUGGAAGAUGGCCAUCACUUCUUAACCGUGUGCUGUCCACUGACCAGCAACUGACAGAAGCUUUUGCCAAGAAUGACAGAACAGGGAUUUUAUGCAUAUUGUUGUGCCAGGUAAUAGAGACGCAUGGAUUUCUUUAGUUUUUCAUUGUGUUGGUAGUUGAAUUUCGUUUAAACCGUUACAUUUUGAGUGCAGUUCAGUUUGAUAUCUUUAGCAGGAGGAUAUACCAAAGCAUUUCAGUGGCGUUUGGGACUGACUACAACCUUAAAAUACUUAUUUUUCACCAUUCCUUUACAUUCAUUGCUUUCCAAGAUUUUAUUGCUUGAAAUAUUUGCAAGUAUGUGUAUUCUUUGUAUGUAUGAUAAAAAGUAAAGAACACUAUUAAAUUGUUCAGGAAGUUGGUGCCAUAAAGAAAUGUUCGUAGAUGGUCAUAUUUUUGAACAUGAGGUUGUUUCUUGAAUCUCAAGUUCAAGUUCGUCUUCAGGAUGAACAUGUGUAUUGUGAUCUUUAACCUCCGAUUCAUCCCUUUGACCAACUGUGGACUUAAAGAUACGAGACUAUUCUAUAUGUAUGUUAUAUAUUGAUUUAUAUUAUAGAAAUACUAUUGUGUUGGUGUAUGACUGGUGUAGAGACAAGAGAACCCCAUUUAUCUGCAAUAACAAAGGCACAGUUAGAAAGUCCUCAGUCAACGAGCUAUAGAUUUUUAAAGCAAAGAGAGAAACGUGAUCUUAGGGAGACCUUAUAAAAUGUGAAGAACUGAUUUUUGAAUGAAGAGAUAUUAAACCGAAACCAGCCCAAAUUUUAAAAUCUCCUCGUACCCACAUGCAGAUAAUGUGGAACAAACUGUAUUAAUGCACAGAGACUUUUUUUAUCAAGUACUUUGAUGUCUAUAUGUAAGUGUGUGAGUGCAUAUGUGAGUGUGAAACCGAUUGAUUUCACUGUUUCUGGAUCAUUGGUGACUGACUUGCUUGUCUGUGUGCAAAUCUUUAUUUUCAAUGAACGGUCUGUGCUGAGGGUGUGUGAAUCGAGUCUUGCAUGUUGAUAAUUUCUGUGAUUUUCCUGCUGAUGGAGAAUAAACUGGAUAUAUCUGG